GCGGGGCGAGGAGGAGACGGAAACGAGCGGGGCCCCCCGUCUCCCCGCGCCCGCCCCCUGCGCCACCCGCCAUGGAGAGGAGGCCCGGCGGCCCCUGAGCGAGGAGCGCACGCACGCACCGACCGAGACUUGCCCCCGCCCUGCCCGGCCCGGCCGCCAUCCGCGGAGAGAAGCCGCCCGGCCCCCGCCUCCGCCGCGACAUGGAGGCCGUGAAAGCCUUUAACAGCGAGUUGUACUCGCUAAAUGAUUAUAAGCCACCCAUUUCCAAAGCUAAAAUGACACAGAUCACCAAGGCAGCAAUCAAGGCUAUAAAGUUCUACAAGCACGUCGUACAGAGUGUCGAGAAAUUCAUUCAAAAGUGCAAACCAGAAUACAAGGUGCCUGGUCUGUAUGUCAUUGACUCCAUUGUGAGACAGUCCCGGCACCAGUUUGGACAAGAAAAGGAUGUAUUUGCUCCAAGAUUCAGCAAUAACAUCAUCAGCACUUUCCAGAACUUGUACCGUUGUCCUGGCGAUGACAAGAGUAAAAUCGUUAGAGUGCUGAAUUUAUGGCAGAAGAAUAAUGUGUUCAAGAGUGAAAUUAUUCAGCCUCUCUUGGAUAUGGCAGCAGGAAUUCCUCCUCCUGUUGUGACCCCUGUCUUGCCCAGCACUACAGCUGCUAUGAGCAACAAUACACCAGGAACACCUGUGACUCCAGUUACUCCAGCCAACGUGGCACAGAGUUUACCUGAUCCUUGGGUAUCUCAGAUUGCUAACACAGAUACCCUUGCUGCAGUUGCACAGAUUUUACAGAGUCCUCAAGGCCAACAGCUUCAGCAGUUGAUACAGACACUGCAGAUACAGCAGCAGAAACCUCAACCAUCGCUACUUCAAGCCCUGGAUGCUGGUCUUGUUGUCCAGUUACAGGCCCUCACAGCACAACUUACAGCUGCAGCUGCUGCUGCUAACACACUUAAUCCACUGGAUCAGAGUGUCUCUUUUAAUAAGAAGCUGAUGGACAGGUUUGACUUUGGGGAAGAAUCUGAACAAAAUGAAGAGCCUAAAAAGGAAACUCCCACUUCCCAACUGCCUUUAGUACCAGAAUCUGUGAACAACUCACUUUUUCACCAACUAGCUGAACAGCUACAGCAACAAAAUUUAGAACAUCUCAGACAACAGCUUUUGGAGCAGCAGCAGCAGCCUCAAAAGGCAAGCCCUGAGGAGAAUCAAGAAGGAAAUUUUGGUUCGGAGCACUCUGCGUCACCAUCACAAGGGAGUAGUCAACAGCAGUUUUUAGAAGUGGAAACAAAUGUAGAUGAUUCAAUGGAUAUUCAACAACAGGACAUGGAUAUAGAUGAAGCUCAAGAUAUUGCUGAAGAAGAGAUUUUUGAACAAGAAGAAAAAAAAUCAGCUGUUCGUUCAAGAUCAAGAACUCGUUCAAGAUCUCGUUCAAGGUCACCAAGAAAACGAAGGUCUAGAUCACGGUCUGGUUCUCGUAAGCGUAAACACAGAAAACGUUCUCGAUCAAGAUCAAGAGAAAGGAAGAGAAAGUCAUCUCGGUCAUACUCCAGUGAAAGAAGGGCUAGGGAAAGGGAAAAAGAACGUCAGAAAAAGGGAUUGCCUCCUAUACGGUCAAAAACACUAAGUGUUUGCAGUACUACUCUUUGGGUAGGUCAAGUAGACAAGAAGGCCACACAGCAAGAUUUAACUAACUUGUUUGAAGAAUUUGGACAAAUAGAGUCAAUUAAUAUGAUCCCCCCAAGAGGUUGUGCUUACGUCUGUAUGGUACAUAGACAAGAUGCGUAUCGUGCUCUUCAGAAACUUAGUUCUGGGUCUUAUAAAAUUGGAUCUAAAAUUAUUAAGAUUGCCUGGGCUUUGAAUAAAGGUGUGAAGACAGAAUACAAGCAAUUCUGGGAUGUGGAUCUGGGAGUUUCCUAUAUUCCAUGGGAGAAAGUAAAAUUGGAUGAUUUAGAGGGCUUUGCUGAAGGUGGCAUGAUUGACCAGGAAACAGUAAAUACUGAGUGGGAAACAGCCAGAAGCUCAGAAGCUGCUAAAGAAAAUACACAAACUACUCAGAGUGCUGCAGUUGAUAAGAGUACCGUUAUUACAACACAGACAGAAGCUUACACACAACCAGUCACUAUGCUGCAGAUUCCUGUAGCUCCAGCUGUGCCUGCUGUUAGCUUGGUUCCACCUGCAUUUCCUGUCACAAUGUCUGUCCCUCCUCCUGGUUAUAGCCCAAUUCCUCCUCCACCCUUCUUGAGAGCAAGUUUCAACCCUUCACAGCCACCUCCAGGUUAUAUGCCUCCCCCAGUUCCACCUGUGGUUCCGCCACCUGUUGUCCCGCCACCUGUUGUCCCACCAGUUGUUCCAACACCUUUAGUACAACCUCCAUUACCAAUUGCGCAAGAGACAAUGAAGGAUGUUCCUUUUACUAGCCUUGUUCUGCCAGUUGGCACAGUUACUGGCAAUCUAGCUACUCCAACACUAUCAGCUGGAAGUGUUUUUAAUCCUCUGCCAAUCAACAAACCAGAACCAGAUGAGAAAGGAUCACACCUUACGGACCUUCAGAUUUCUUCCAGUGAAAACAAUAGAUCUGUGCAAAGUGAUGUCUCGAGUAGCUCUGGACUUGUUGGAGGAGUGCAGCCACCCAGUGUCUCAAGCAAUUCUGGGCUUACUGGCGAAGGGCAACCACCCACUGUCUCAAGUAGCUCUGGACUUGCAGGGGGAGUACAGCCACCGAGUGUUUCGAACAGUUCUGGACUUGUAGGAGGAGUGCAACCACCGACUGUUUCUAGCAGUUCCGGUCUUGCAGGAGGAGUGCAACUACCUGCUGUCUCCAGCAGUGCUUCUCUUACUGGCGGGGUUCAACCAACUAACGUCUCAAGUAGCUCUGGACUUAUGGCUGGAGUGCCACCACCAAAUGUCUCAAGUAGCUCAGGGCUUCUAGCUGGAGUGCAUCCACCCAGUGUCUCAAGCAGCCCUGGCCUUCUAACAGGAAUGCAGCCACCCAGUGUCUCAAGCAGCUCAGGAGUUCUGGCAGGAGUACAGCCACCAAGUGUUUCAAGCAACUCUGGGCUUCUCAUAAUGCCACCACCCAAUGUUUCAAGUAGUUCUGGACUUAUGGGAGUGCCACCACCAAAUAUGUCAAGUAGUUCUGGACUUCUGGCAAUGCAGCAUCCAGCUGCAGUGCAAAACAUGCCUCAUUUAAAUAUUAGUAGUCAAAGGAUGCCAGGAAUGCCUCUUAUAGAUAUCCGUCCAGGCCUAAUGCCCCAUUCUCCUGGACCAAGGUUUCCAUUAAUGCAACCGGGAAUGCCACCACAGCGUACUAUUCCUCCUCCUGCAAUCCUUGAUCCAUCUCUUCACCCACCACCUCGAGGUCCUUUUCCUCCCGGAGAUAUUUUUAAUCAAACCGAAAGACCUUUUGGAACACCAGGAAGACAAAAUAUCGAUAACAUUUCUAAUGCAGAGAAAAGACUACCGCUUGGAGGCGAUAACAUCCAACAGGAGGGAGACAGAGAUUAUCGCUUUCCUCCUGUAGAAAACCGAGAUACUCUUAACAGACCGUCUCCAGUGGAUGUCAGAGAUCCUGUUGGACGACCACCAGUUGAUCCAAGAGAGGGUAUAGGAAGGCCUCCAGUAGAUGGAAGAGAACACUUUCCAAGACCCCAUAUAGACAUGAGAGAAAAUUUUGGAAGACCAGGUAUGGAUAACCUUGGUCGAAGAGAGCAUUUUGGUUUCAAUUCAGACAAGCACUGGGGACAGAGAGGAGAUUAUGAUGAAAGAGAGCACCACGCCUUCCCUAUUUAUGGUGGUCCUAAAGGCUUCCAUGAAGACAGAGAGAGGUUUCGGCAUGUAAACUAUAGGUUUGAUAGUAGAAGUGGUCCCAGUUGGAAUAGAGGAUUUGAACAAGAUGCUCACAGAGAUUUUGAUGACCGCAGAAGACCCUGGGAAAGACAGAGGGAUAGGGAUGACAGAGAUUUUAAUUUUUGCAGAGAAAUUAAUGGGAACAGGUUUGGAAGAGACAGAAUGUCAAACAACUGGAUCCCUCCUCCACAUCCACGGGUUUUUGAAUAUUUUGAUGGGGCCACUUCUCAACGCAAAGCUGAUAAUAUGCCCCAGGUAAAUGGUGAAAAUACAGAGACAGAAAGUCAGCCACCAACUGCACAGGUGCAGGAUGAUCCAGAACUUUAUGAAAAACUGACAUCUUCCGUCGAAAUAAACAAAGAGAAGAGUGACACAGAAGCUGAUAUAGAGAGUGAACCAGUGGUAGAAAGCACAGAAACUGAGGGGACAUAAUCAUCACUCAGUAGGUAAAAGAUACCUUUUGUAAAGUUGUCAUCUCUCUGUAAUAGAUAAAUGGCUGACUGGACCGUAGCAGUUCACUUUUGUCUGCCAGAAUUAAGUUAAUCGAUGUUCAUGUUCAUCUUUCACUUAAAUAACUGUACAACUGACUUGUAUAGAACACUGUUCUUAAUUUGAACAUGGUAGGUAAACGCUUUUUUUGGGGUUGUUUUUGUUUGUUUGUUUGUUUUUUUUUUAAUUUUAUUUUAUUUCUCUGGUAAAGCAUAAACUUGCCCCCACUUGCUUUUAAUUUCACAAAGGUAAUUAACAGCUUGUCAAACAAAGACUUCCUAUGGAAGAAAAUGGAAUUUUUAGAUACUACCCUUAGGCUGGCUGUCGAAAUUGUUAUACUUGAAAACAGGUGCUGGUGUAUCUUGUCUGUGUUUUUAGGCUGCUGCAGAAUUUUAAAGUAUAGACAAAGCUGUGAUAUUUUAUGUUCCUACAAUUCGGCAGAAAAAGAAAUGGCCCAUGUUAUUUAAGGAGCAUAUCACAGAGAUUAAAAGUGAUUUUGUAAAAUCUACACUAUAGUCUCUGUUUUCUCUAAAGUAAGUGUUUGUGAUUUGUUCCUCGUACUGCAGUGGGUUUAAAAAAAUGAAAAAGUACAUUUUAAUGUUGGGUGCAUUUUGUUUUUAGAUGCCAAUAAAGCAUAUUUGUUUGAUAA
Messenger RNA from Empidonax traillii (willow flycatcher), 4983 nucleotides. RefSeq names its product SR-related CTD associated factor 8 (gene SCAF8). Gene Ontology annotation, cellular component: nucleus. Gene Ontology annotation, molecular function: RNA binding. The transcript has 20 exons. The coding region runs from base 201 to 4277 and encodes 1358 amino acids. The record is from RefSeq and is a predicted model, not a curated record. NCBI's taxonomy places the organism in Eukaryota, Metazoa, Chordata, Aves, Passeriformes, Tyrannidae.